Messenger RNA from Mobula hypostoma (lesser devil ray), 5543 nucleotides. RefSeq names its product solute carrier family 24 member 1 (gene slc24a1). The record is from RefSeq and is a predicted model, not a curated record. The transcript has 11 exons. Lineage: Eukaryota; Metazoa; Chordata; Chondrichthyes; Myliobatiformes; Myliobatidae. Gene Ontology annotation, molecular function: calcium, potassium:sodium antiporter activity; calcium channel activity. Gene Ontology annotation, cellular component: plasma membrane. Bases 1 to 2829 code for a protein of 942 amino acids. Gene Ontology annotation, biological process: intracellular calcium ion homeostasis; calcium ion transmembrane transport.
AUGUACCCGGGUCGCAGGAGAAGGCUGAGUUGGAACCGGGUGGUCUUCCUGCUCUCGGCGCUGACCAUUUGCUCUCUGGCCCGCUUCCCCAUCGGAACCUGGUCCGAUUCAGCACCUUGGAGAGCGAAGACCGGAGAGAACCUUUUCUCUUACGGCCGGAGAUUGCUUGAAGUCACGGGACCUGGCAGCGCCCGCACGGAACACCCCCGGCCCGAGAACCCCAACACCGGACACCCCGAGACCGGGAACCCCAAUACCGGACACCCCGAGACCGGGAACCCCAACACCGGACUCCCUAGGGCCGGGAACCGCAACACCGGACACCCCGAGAUCGGAAACCCCAACACCGGACUCCCUAGGGCCGGGAACCCCAACAUCGGACACCCCGAGACCGGGAGCCCCAAUACCGGACACACCGAGACCGGGAACCCCAAUACCGCACACCCCGAGACCAGGAGCCCCAACACCGGACACCCCGAGAUCGGGAACCCCAACACCGGACUCCCUAGGGCCGGGAACUCCAACACCGGAUACCCUGAGACUGGGAUCCCCAAUACCGGACUCCAUGUGGUCGGGAAUCCCAAUACCGGACACCCCGAGACCGGGAACCCCAGUACUGGACACCUCAAGACCGGUAACCCCUUCACCGCACACUCCAGGACCGGCAACCCUUUCACCAGACACCCUGGGACAAGGAGACCCCUUUCUGGGGUUCUUGGAACCAGGAACCCCAAUACCAGCUUUCCAGGACGAAGAAACCCCAAUACAGAAGUUCUCGGGAGCGGGCAGCCCGGGUCCACUUUAACCAGAGUCCCGGAACUAUGGCCCCAUUCAACCGCGGCUCCGUCUAACCAGACCAGCGCCGCCGGCAGAACGAGCGGGAUGGCGAGAGAACCGGCGGCGUCGGAGAAGCCCCGACUGAGAGGAUGCAUUCUUGUGGGUAACGAGAUCGUCCCUGCUCCCGGGACCGCUGCCCCGGACGGCGGGGAAGCGGACAGGGACGACGAGUCGGGUAGCAGUCGGGAGCCGCCGCUCGGCCACACCAAGGGCGAGUACCCGGUGGACGUGUUCAGCGUGGAGGAGCGGCGCCGGGGCUGGGUGCUGCUGCACGUGCUCGGCAUGGUGUACAUGUUCAUCGCUCUGGCGCUGGUGUGCGACGAGUUCUUCGUGCCGUCGCUGGGGACGAUCACGGAGCGCCUGGAGAUCUCGGACGACGUGGCGGGAGCCACCUUCAUGGCGGCGGGGGGCUCGGCCCCCGAGCUCUUCACCUCCCUCAUCGGGGUCUUCAUCGCCCACAGCAACGUGGGCAUCGGCACCAUCGUGGGGUCAGCCGUCUUCAACAUCCUCUUCGUGAUCGGCAUGUGCGCCGUCUUCUCCCGCGAGAUCCUGCACCUCACCUGGUGGCCGCUCUUCCGCGACGUCUCCUUCUACAUCCUCGACCUGAUGCUGCUCAUCGUCUUCUUCCUGGACAACGUGAUCCGCUGGUGGGAGAGCCUCUGCCUGCUGGCCGGAUACCUGGCCUAUGUCGGCUUCAUGAAGAACAACGGCGCCAUCGAGAUUUGGUUCAAGCGGCUGCUCACCAGCAACACCAGCGUGGUGAAGGUCAUGUCCGCGCUGCACGGCGCCAAGAAAGGGCUGGGGAAGAUUAACGACUCUGAGCCCACUGCUGAAGAAGUGACUGAUAAUAACAGGCUCAAGCCCAAAGCGGUUCUAACGCGAGGAAGCAGCAUGCCCUCUCUACACAACAGCACACUGAGAAACACCAUAUUCCAGCUGAUGAUCAACACACUGGAUCCCUUAACCGAAGAGAUGAUCACAGACCGGAGUGUAAAGGCUUCUGUGUCCUGGGAGCAGAGGGUGAAGUUUAAGCAGAAGGCUGAAGUAAUGAACAGUAUGGCCAAGGGAAGGGCAAGCGGAAAGGCUGAACAAGAGACCAAAAUGAAAGGUGGAGAGACAGAGAAGACAGAUCUCCCGAACACGGUGAACGUCCAAGUGACACCCCCAUCCGAGCCAGCGGCCACAUCGCCACCUGGAGACAAGGACGAUGCCAACCCCAGCCAGGACCCUAACGAAGACCAGACGGGUGAAGAUGAUGGAGGAGAUAGCAGCGACGGGGGUUCUGACGGCAGCGAUGAUGACAAUGAUAGUGACGACAGUGAUGAUGAUUCCGAUGAUGAUGAAGAUGAGGAUGAGGAGGAAUCCAAUGAUGAUGAACCUUUAAGUCUUGAAUGGCCAGAAACACGACGAAAACAGAUCACGUACCUGUGUCUUCUCCCCAUCGUGUUUCCACUCUGGCUAACAGUGCCUGACGUCAGAAACCCAGCUUCAAAGAAGUACUUCAUUGGUACAUUUUUUGGAUCCAUUUUGUGGAUUGGUGCAUUUUCAUACCUGAUGGUGUGGUGGGCCCACCAGGUUGGUGAAACAAUUGGGAUUUCUGAAGAGAUAAUGGGCCUAACCAUUCUAGCAGCAGGCACCUCAAUCCCUGACCUCAUCACCAGUGUAAUAGUUGCUCGGAAAGGUCUCGGGGACAUGGCCGUGUCCAGCUCAGUGGGAAGCAACAUCUUUGACAUCACAGUUGGACUUCCAGUGCCCUGGCUGUUGUACACGACCUUUAACCAUUUCCAGCCAGUUCCGGUCAGCAGCAAUGGCCUGUUCUGUGCCAUCGUACUCCUCUUCCUGAUGCUGCUCUUCGUCAUCAUUUCCAUCGGUCUCUCCAAGUGGAAGAUGAACAAGAUAUUGGGCUUCACCAUGUUCUGCCUCUAUUUCAUGUUUCUGAUUAUCAGCGUAAUGCUAGAGGACCGGAUCAUUGUGUGCCCAGUGUCCAUAUAGACUCUAAACUCCUAUCCUUCACCUGGCAGAGGGGGAAUUCUGAUGACUUCAACUGGCUGUGCAACACACAGAUGACAAGUUAAAGGAGACAACCGUAUGCAACAACUUACAUGUUGACUUUUAAUAAAUUUAGACCAGUAUUGAGGGAGGUUUGCUUUAAAAAUGGAAAUGAUUGUCAACAACUACAGUAUAGACAUUGGGAGAAAGGCUACAAGUUUAUCAAGCCCUGCUGUCUUGCUCCAGAAGUUACAGAGCAGAGCAGUUUCCUAACUGGAUACGAUUUUUAUUAUAUUUAGAGAUACAGCAUAAUAACUGGCCCUUCCGGUCCAACCAGCCAGCGCCCCCUGAUUACACCCUUGUGACAGUUAACCCACCACCCUGUAUGUCUUUGGAAUGUGGAAGGAAACCAGAGCACCUGGAGGAAGGCCACACAACCACAGGGAGGGACUGAACAGGCAGUGGUGGGAAUUGAACCCUGGUCGCUGGCACAGUAAUAGCAUGACGAUAACCGCUACGUUACUGUGCUGCCCAAAGGUAUCGAAAACUUCAUAAUGAUGUACCCUCAGUGUACGUUCCCACAGUUCAUAUACCAGUAACAAGGCAGAAUAUCAGCUUCAAACUCAGGUCCACGUGAGCUCUCCUAAAACAAAUAUGGAACCGUUUUAAAAUAAAUCGUGUAAAAACAUUAUGUGAAGAAGACUGAAAGAUCCUCCACCAAGGGAAUGAAGAAAAAGCCACGUGUGGACAACUCAUAUUCAACAUUUUUCAGAGCUUUUUAGUUACUGCAAUGCAACUUUUUAGUUAAGCAAAUCAGCAUUGUUUUAGAAAGUGGAAACUCAAAGACACCAAAAGAGAAAUGACGGAUAAAGCAGUAGCCCAUGGAGUAUGCUGUUCAAUUGCUUCACCUUUGGUUAGUUAUAAAGGCAGUACUGAAGUAAAUCCAUUGGUUCCAAGAUCUCCAUUCCAAUGCUGGCCACAGGGACAGCAACCUCAUACCCAUGCUAUCUGCAUCAUAAUGAACUGGCAUUAUUUAGCAAUAUAACAUCAGCGACAUAGCAAUAUAACAAUAUAACGGAAGCACAUAACAUUUUGAUAGGCAAAUUCAGAGGAUAACAGAGAAGAAACAGUUGUUUUCUGUGUGGUUCUUGUUAUUUCGGACAGGUGUCCUGGAGUCUAAUUUGGGAUUUUUACUUAUUGAGUAGGAAUGGUGGGUGUGGGAGAUGGAUCAGUUAAUGGAAAUGAUGUUGAACGUGAAGGAAGAGCUUUUUCCCAACCUCCAAAAUCAAUUGAAGAAAAAUAGUUUCUGAUACCAGGUGCCAAAGGCUUAUCCUGAUGGAAGUCCCUUUUACUAUCACACCCUCCAAACUGGAUCUCAAAGUAUACACAGUGGAUUCUGGUUAAUUAGGACACAUCAGGACCCAUACAUUAUGGCACAAUUAAGUGGUGGUCCCAAUUUGCUGAACUUUCAUGGAAAUAGUUAAAAAGGUAUAAAAAAACAUUUAAGUAAUAAAUUAUGUAUUCAAAUAAAAUACAGUAUAAGUUAAAAUACUACCAAAACUACUACAGUACUAUAAAGCUGUGCAUUAGUUCCUAAUAGUUAUUGACAGGGGAAUUCAUUCAGUGUAUGCUGCUGUGUUCUUUUGAUUGACUGUAAAUGAACAAAAUCAGCUCAGACAUCUCGUGCAGAUAAUGGACUUCCUUCAAACAAUGUUUUUGAUCAUUGUAUCUUCUAAAUCUUUAUUUUCAUUGUAACAUUCAAAAUGAUUGUUGAUACCUUCAAAUCCUUCAUAGUUCCUAACUAGUUGAAGUAGUGAAAUUGUUUCAUUUUCACUCCUGGCUGUUUCUGGCAUCUCCAAGCUUGAACGCUUGAAACCGCAGUGAAUGAAGCCGUUCUGAAUUGUUUUACUGCUUAUUUCUUGCAACUAUCAGUGACAAAAAUCACUACUUUUUGAACACAAGCACGCAUGUAACGCUAUUUAAAAACUGUUUACUCUAAGCACGGUGUAGCGUCUAAUGGCCACACGACGUGCAUGUGACUGACACUAGUUAGAAACUGUUUAGCAGCAGACUCCUGCCCCAAUCAAGCAGCAUAGUGUCUCAAAUAAAUAAAUGGAAUCCUGGCAAUUUUCUUGAUUAGUUUUUAUUCUGUAGGAAUUGUCCCAAAUAAGCAGCUAUCCCAAUUAGCCGAUGGCCAAAUUAACCGGAAUCCACUGUACUUUUCUCCAGAACAUUUCAUCAAGCUAAUUGGAGCAAUAGACAGUCUACUGGAGGAAUUCAGUGGGAUGAACUGUUUCUGUGAUAGGAAAGGAAUUGUCCAUGAUCUGAGUUGGAGAGGGUUUUGACAAUUCUUUCCCUCCCACAGAAGCUGCUCACUGAGUUCUUUCAGCAGAUGAUCUGCUGCUCCAGUUUCUGACAUUUGCAAUCUCUUGUGAUUCCAAAGUAAUAAAUCAUAUUGAACAGAAAUUAUACCAUUUUACAAGGUCAUCAGUCCUUUUAAACAAAUUAUUAACUAUUUUCAGUCCUUUUAAACAAAUUAUAAACUAUUUUCAUAUAGAAAAUUAAAGAUUGUUUGUUUCUUUUUACACCUUCUGGCAUAUUGGGUGGCAUUUUUUGCUGUUUCCUUGGCAUUUGUCUGUUUUUUAUGAGACUCAGUUGCUGGCUUGACACUCGACCAGUACGGAUGGAACGUGUGCAAGGGGCCAGCCAGAUCUGAG